Anguilla rostrata (American eel) is the source of this 4032-nucleotide messenger RNA. It is a transcript of the gene tmem102, whose product is annotated as transmembrane protein 102. The transcript has 3 exons. The coding region runs from base 673 to 2238 and encodes 521 amino acids. Lineage: Eukaryota; Metazoa; Chordata; Actinopteri; Anguilliformes; Anguillidae. The record is from RefSeq and is a predicted model, not a curated record.
AGAAUGGCGUGAUAUUUUUAAGCGAGCUAUUAACCCUCUGCAUGCGCGCACACACAUACACAAAAACGUGCACACAUGCACUUGCAUGCACAUGCACAUGCACACACAUGCACUUGCAUGCACAUGCACAUGCACACACAUGCACAUGCACGCACAUGCAUGCACAUGCACACCAGCACUCUAUCACCAAUCCUUUCCCGCCCACAAUUGCAAGGAUCAUGCCAUUUCACAUAAGAAUGUAUGAUUAGUUCAGUUGUUGAUGUAUGUCCAAAAAAUGAAUUGCACACUGUGCAUGACCAUUCGGAAUGGACAAACUAUUUUCUCCUUUUCUUCACAAAUCUCUGUCUGCCACUUCUGUCUUUCAGUUCCUUAUCUCCAACGUGUCUUUGCUGUAAGCUGCUAUAUUUAAGCAAGCCUGAACAGCAUAUGCAGUCAACCAAAAAAAAAGAAAGAAAUAAUAAUCAUAAUUGGUCGGUGUAUAACACUACCAGUCCCAAAAUGCAAGGCGGAGGCAUUUAUUUCCGGGGUUGAUGUUGCCAGGGGAAGGUGUGCGCCUGGGACCUGUUGGAAAUGACGAGAGAAGAAAUCGGAUUUAAAGACAGAAAAGAAAAACAAAGCCUUGGAGAUAGGAAGUAACUGCUAACCUGCGAGUAAAGGGUGUCCUUUUAAUCCAUGGAGACCCUGAUGAGCGCGGUGGCCCCGCGGCCUCCGGCCCCGGUCAAGCGGACGCCGGAGGUGGACUUCCGUUCGGGAGCGGUGCUGGAGCAGCUGUCCGCGCAGGUGCUGGAGCUUGUGCAACUGGAGCAGGGCGAGUUUGGGGACCAGACCGCGCUGGAGGUCCAUACCGCAAAGGACUACAUCUUCAACAUGCUCGGGCUUGUCCAGAAGGUGGAUCACAGGUUACCGGUGGCCAAUGAGUACCUGCUGCUGUCGGGCGGGGCCCGAGAGGGGGUGCUGGACCUGAACCCGGAGGACCUGGGCGACUACGCCCGGGGCGCCGACUUCGACCUGGACUUCACCCUGCUGGUGCCCGCCCUGAAGCUGCACGACCGGAACCAGCCGGUGACCCUGGACAUGCGCCAGUCCGGACCCUGCCACUCCUGGCUCAGCCUGCGUCUGUGCGACCCGUCCACGCUGGCCCGCUGGAGCCUGUGCUGCCAGGAGGAGGAGGCGGGGCCCGAGGAGGGCGGGGCCUCGCCGGGGGAGGAGGGGGAGGAGCCUCCCGGCCCCGCCUCCAUCCCCUCUCUCCAGCCGGCCGGCUCGCUGGACGGCUCCUACUUCUCCCCGCUGCUGGUGGCCGACUGGUUCUGGGGCGUGGUGGGGCGGGCGGUGGCGGAGCUGCGGAGGAGCCCGCAGCGGGGCACGCCCGUCCCGGAGCGGGUGGAGCGCAACGGGCCCCUGACCACGCUGAUCCUGACGGCGGGGCGCAGCCGCGUGCUCUACGACCUGCUGCCCGUGGUGUCCUUCCGCGGCUGGCCCGCCGUGGCGCAGGGCUGGCUGACCGCCAACCACUUCUGGGACGGCAAGAUCACGGAGGAGGAGGCCAUCAGCGGCUUCUACCUGCUGCCCUGCUGCGCGCCCCUGGGGGGCCGUCCCGACCGCGAGUGGCGGCUGGCCUUCUCGCGCAGCGAGGUGCAGCUGAAGAAGUGCGUCCCCUCCCCGAUGGCGCAGGCCUUCCAGGCCGCCAAGGCCGUCAUCGCGCGGCUGCUGUCCCGCCCCCCCCGCGCCGGGCUCAGCCCCUACCACCUGCGCACGCUGCUCUUCUGGGCCUGCGACCGGCUGCCCCCCGCCUACCUGGGCGCGGCCGAGCCCGAGUCGCCCGGCCGGCUGCUCCUGGGGCUGCUGGACGACCUGGCGCACUGCGUCCUGGGCAAGCACUGCCCCAACUACUUCCUGCCGCAGUGCAACAUGCUGGAGCACCUGUCGGACGGCGCCGCCCUGCUGGUGGCCCGGAAGCUGGCGCACCUGCGCUCGGACCCCGCCGAGCACCUGCGGGCCGCCGUGGACCAGGCGCGGCAGGCCGGCCAGCUCAGGAGGGAGGCGGCCGGCAGCAACGGCCACGCCCCCUCGCCGGGCCACUCCCCCGGCGCCGGCCCCGGCCCCGCCCACCAGGACGACCGGCUGGCCCAGCGGCUCCAGCAGCUGGUCACCGAGAACCCCGGCAAGUCCAUCUCCGUCUUCCUCAACCCCGACGACGUCACGCGGCCGCACUUCCGCAUCGACGACAAGUUCUACUGACGCGCGGCGGCGGCGAGGCCCGGAACGUUCUACGGAAGCGCUUAAUGCCCCAGAGCCUGGAAUCAGGGGCUCUUUAAUGCCCCAGAGCUUGGAAGCGGGGGCUCUUUAAUGCCCCAGAGCUGGAUGUGGGGGCUGUUUAAUACCCCAGAGCUGGAAGGGGGGGGCUCUUUAAUGCCCCAGAGCUGGAAGGGGGGGGCUCUUUAAUACCCCAGAGCUGGAAGGGGGUCUCUUUAGUGCCGUAGUGAAACGCUGUAAAGGGGCGGGCUGGUGGGAGCUGGGCUUCCCCGCGGUGCAGCACUACAGCGGGGGAAUCGGAGAGCGUUUCUUUUCUCUUUUCUUUUUUCGGGUUUUUGUUCCUGUGAUUGUGCCGGGCGGCGUUCUGAAGGAGGCUAGCGCAGGGGCUCGUCCAGCUGCUACUUCUGAGGCUGCGGUAACGAGGCCCUUUAACGGGUUUCCUCGUUACGAGAACGCAGAGACGUUUUUUUUUCGGCUGGUGCUUCCGAAGAACCGGAGCCGCGAGAUGAAAGGCGGGGGGGUAGGGGGCUCUCUCUCUCGCUCGCUAACGGGCGAGUCCGUCCCGCGCUGCCCGACCCACGCGAUCUCAGGCCUGUGCGGUAACGGGAUGCCCCCCCCGCGCCCCGCCCCCCCCCCCCGCCCCAGGCCUGCCGCUCACUGAGCCGCUCUCCCCGCUCCUGAAAGGAGGGAAACUGAAGCACUUCAGACGGCUGCUCGGCUCCUCUAGCACAGCGGCCUGUUACAGGCAGGGUGAUGAGAGCCAUAAUCCUUCUGAUGUAACUGAAUGUAAGGGGCGAGCGAGGGAGAGUCUCACAACGAGGAACCUGCCUCUCGCUCUCUCUCUCUCUCUCUCUCCCCUCUCUCUUCUUUCUCUCUACUCUCUCUGUCUCUCUCUUUCUCCUUUCUUUUCUUUCUCUCUUCUCUCUCCCCUCUCUUUUCUUUCUCUCUUCUCUCCUUACUCUCUGUUUCUCUCUUUCUGCUUAUAUCUCUCUUAUGUCUCUUGCUCUGUUUUUGAAUCUCUCUUUCCCUCUGUCUCUCGGUCUCUCUCUCUGUCUUUUCCCUCAGCCUUACUCUCUCGUCUCUUCUCUCUCGCUGUCUUCCCCCUCUCCUUUCUUUUCUUUCUCUCGCUCUCCUCCUCUCCUCUCUCUCUUCUUGUUCUCGUUCUCUCUCUCUCUCUCUCUCUCUCUCAGUUCAAACGCUUGCACACCAAAGACAGGCCACAGUGGGCCGCUCUCUGUCCACACGCUGCUGUGCUAAUGAGCCUGUUCGCUCUGUGUGGCCCAGCAGGGCUUCCGUACCCGAUGCCGGCGUCGGUCGGGAGGCCUUGAACCCGCGCUGCCCGCGCCUGCCUGUUCCUGAAGCGUUGCCGGGGGCAACCCGACACGCCCCCACCCCCAUCCCCCCCCGCGUGUGCGAAACGGAAUCCUCCGGCUCAUGCAGCCCGAUCCAACCUCCCGCUCCCCAUUUCUGAAUUUAGUCCUAUAAAAAUUUAGGCUACACAGAACCGCCUUUUUUUUUUGUUACCCCCUCUUUCAGCGAGUCUGCGGAUCUAACUUUGUACCAGAAACAUUUCCCUGCGCCGCGUUUUGCACUUGUGAUUCCUGUACGGGUCGUUUAGUAACCAAAAAAAAAAAAAGAAACACAAAAAAAAAAAAAAACUAUUGCACACCAACUCUGCAGGGCUCCUUCUGCCUGAAUCAAACUGAAACAUGUCACUGAGCGCCCCCUGCUGGUGGGAGUUUGUAAGCCCAGCGGCGCUCCCUGUCACUAUCAGAGGAA